Drosophila yakuba is the source of this 1872-nucleotide messenger RNA. Its product is annotated as WD repeat-containing protein 91. Gene Ontology annotation, molecular function: phosphatidylinositol 3-kinase regulator activity. Bases 79 to 1059 code for a protein of 326 amino acids. The record is from RefSeq and is a predicted model, not a curated record. Gene Ontology annotation, cellular component: late endosome membrane; early endosome membrane; extrinsic component of endosome membrane. Gene Ontology annotation, biological process: early endosome to late endosome transport. The transcript has 3 exons. NCBI's taxonomy places the organism in Eukaryota, Metazoa, Arthropoda, Insecta, Diptera, Drosophilidae.
GUUCGUCUUCUUCUUGGAUUUACCUUUAUUGUGAAACUUUUGUAAAAACUAAUAAGGUUUCAUAUAAAGAGUAAAGCAAUGGCACAAGUCGGUUUUCUAGACAACCUGCUUAGGGAAUACCUAGUUUUUCGAGGUUUCUCCAGCACCUUAAAGGCCCUCGAUGUGGAGCAGCGUACUGAAAAGGACCAGCACUUCCGUGCAGAACGAAUCCUGGAGCAAUUCAACAUUGCCGUGCAAACGUCCGACCUUCAGGGUCUCAGGAGUUUGUGGUUUCACCUGGACAACAACAUGUUCUCCAAGCUGGAGCACACCUACGCCGUCGCUGUUAAGAAACUGGAAAACAGCCUCCUUAAAUACUACCUGGUGACCGCCUACAGCAGCAGUCGCUCUGAGAAGGUGUCCGAGUUCUUUAACAAGUUGGCGGGCGAUCUGCAGCAGCAAAGCGAGUGGAAGGAUUGGUUCUACUUUCCCUUUUGUAAAAACGCUGAGGAGUCGCCAGCUUUUGCCCUGUUCUUCACUAAGCAAUGGCAGGAUACAUUGCUUCUGUCGCUGCGCAACUUCCUGACCACCGUAUACCAGUGUCUGCCGCAGCCCACAUUCGUGCGUGCGGAGCAGGAGGCGGCCCACAUGCAGCGACUUAGUGAAGACAACGCUGGUCUCCGCACCCGGGUACUCAACUUGCAGCAGGAGCUGCACCAGGUAACCCAGCACCAAUCAGGAUCUGUGGCCGCCGGAGCAAGCGGAAGUUCUCUCGGCGGUGGGACCGAUAAUGGAGCCCGCCGACGCAGCGUAUAUCGCCAACAACAGAGCCUGAGCGACAUUCUGCCCUUCGACAUCAGUCCUCCCGGACACAUAGUCGACGAUUUCUGCAUCAUUGCCUCCGAGGCGAACAGCGUAAGCCAGGCCAGCGACGCCCAGGCACGAAGCCUCAAGCAGUUAAUCCGUAACAUCGGAUCGGGCAGUUCGCCUGUGAUGGGACGCAAGGAACAGACAGCCAGUUCCCUGGGCGAAAAGUCUAGCAAACGCAGGUCCGGCAGCGUGGGACGCAGUUGGAUUUAAGAACCUACACAGGUAACUAUACAACGCUAAUAUUAUUUUUCUAAAAGGUUAUCCUAAGUAUCUAUUACAAAUUCAAAAGCGUCGAGAUCAAAAUGUACCACUUUAGUUUUUAAAUUAGUUAAUUCGUAGACAUUUCAAACGGGUUAAACAUUUUUUUCUACCGCUAUACCAUACAAAUUAUAAAACUGAACCAUAAAAGCUGAAUACCCAAAUAUUUUAUGUUCAUAGAUUUACAUAUACAUUAACAAAAUAUAUAAAAUGAAUAACAAUAAAUUGUAUUCACAUUUUUGCAUGUCUAUAAAAGUUCAUGGGGAUGAUUUUUGACAAUUUAAAUUCCGCUUUUAAGACUAAAACUCUAAAUAAGGCAAUAAAAUAAAAGGCAACCAACUAUUUCUUUAAGUACUUUAUCUUCCCAAAUUGAACAUAAACAUAAACCCUCCCAAUAAGAUAUGCCAAGAGUUUUCAAGUGUUAUCUAAUGUUUUUUAAUCAAUAAGCGAUUCUCAUCAGUUUGUAGACGUACAAGUGUACUACAAAACAAAGAGCAAUGCGUGUAGCGUAAUACAUAAUUGCAAUAAAUAACGUAAAAUUACAAAUAAAUAUAUUGUAGGUGUAUAGACGAUUCGUAUUCGUGUAUAAAACAUCUCCGUUUAUACAAGCAGCACAAUUUAAAAAAUACAAUUUAUUGUAUAAAGGUGUUGUGUAUAUAUAGUGAUAUAUGUAUAUGUUGCAUAAAGUAGCAUCGCUUCUGACUCGUUUCCGUCCGUCAAUAAAUGCAGUUUCGGCUUGGCUACGGAAGGGAAUUGCUCAUCUGA